Symbiodinium necroappetens is the source of this 1199-nucleotide messenger RNA. Lineage: Eukaryota; Dinophyceae; Suessiales; Symbiodiniaceae. The record is from the annotation of a GenBank genome assembly.
GCGAGCAGCCAAGCCACGCUAAGCCUCGACGUGUGGCUGGCCGUCGAGUACAGCAAUCUGGGGAUAAAGCUGAUGGCUUUCAUCGGGAUACCGAUGUUCUUCAUCUUCGGUGCCCUCCACCGCUACUGUGGGCACGGUGAUCUGGAAAAGACAGAUCUCCUUGAGAGCCUGUCCAUCCGAAAUGUUCACGGAGUCGGUUGGAUCUACUACCUUCACGGCAUUUGUGCGCUCUGGGUGGUUCUGCUGGUUCGGUCCAUCGUUUUCAAGGCUCAGGAAAGAUAUCUUCAGCGACGUUUCGCUUGGCUGAAGAGCUUACCUUGCCCGAGAUGCAGCACCAUCCUCGUGGAGGGCAUACCAGAAGAAUAUCGCUCCGAGGAUCGGGUGCGUCAGUUCUUCUCUGCCACUUUCGAUGCGCGAGUGAUGCAGGUGAACAUGGUCCGGCACACACAGCUACUGGAUCAGCUUUCAUCCGAGCACUUGGUCGCCAAAGGUCGGCUGAGGCAGUCGGAGCGGCUCCUGGAGAGAGACGGCAGCCGCCCUACGGCCCGCCUGCGCUUUGCUGGAGAGCCUGUGGACGCCAUCAGCUACUUCUUAGGCGAGAUGCAGGACAAGCACCAGCUCGUCCAACAGGAGCAGGCCCGAAUACGACAGGAAUCGGCCUCGCUGGGCGGCGUGAACUCGCACUGUGCCUUCGUCACCUUCGGCACGCGCCAGGAUGCUGCGAUCGCGAAAACUUUGGAUUUCAGCCAGGACGGAGGACACUGGGUGAUCACCGACGCCCCCGAAGUCUCCACGAUCUGCUGGGGGAAGCUGUCAACAGAGCCCACACUUCUGCGAACGGUGAGCGGUAUCCUGCUCAUCACUUUUCUCUAUGCGGGCUUCACCCCCAUCUGCGUUGCCAUCUCCACCCUGGCACAGAGCUUGGACCUAGGCCCCUUCCAGCCGCUCUGGUCGGCGUUCGCGCCGACCCUGGGGCUGACCGUCUUUUUGGCCAUGCUUCCGACAGUCUUGCUGCUGAUCUUUGAUGCAUGCUUCCUGCCUCGUUCGGAUACAGCUGCGCAGCAUCUCCUUCAAUUCUGGUACUUUGCAUUCUUGCUCUUUUUCGUUCUGUUCCUGCCGAUCAUUGGCACGAACUUCAGUGAUUUCGCCCAUCAAGUGUACAAGAGUCCUGCCCAAGUAUUUGGCCUGGUCGCAGCGAG